GCCGUCGCGGAGGCUCUGCGCAGGGCGCCGCUGGCUGGCUUUCCGGCCAUGAGACCCCCGGCGCUGAGGCCGGGCUCGGGGCCGCGGCGGGCGGGCUGUGGGCGCUGAGCGAUGUCGCGGACGGCGGGCGGCGACUGCCGCAAGGAAGCGGCGGGCUGGGAGGGCGAGGACGGGCAGUGUGACUCGGGCAUCGAGUCGCUGCGCUCGCUGCCGGGCGGGAGGGACACCCCUGCUGCCGCUGCCGAGACGCCUCCCGCCGCCGAGACCGAGACCCUCGCCGAGACUGCCGAGGAGCGGCUGGACUCUAGCUACGGCUCCGGCGCCCUUCCCGAGCCUCUGCCCGGGCCCCCGGCCGCCUGCGGCGCCGAGGAGCCGCCGCCGUCCGAGGGGCUCAGCCGGCAGCAGCUGGAGGCCCUCACCUAUAUUUCGGAGGACGGAGACACGUUGGUUCACCUGGCCAUUAUUCACUGUGUCCCAGCUGUAGCACUCUGCUGCAUCGCUCAACUGCCCAGAGAGGUGCUGGAGAUCCAAAAUGAUCUUUUCCAGACCCCACUUCACCUUGCUGUGUACCUGGAGCAGCCCAGUGUGAUCCAGGCACUGAUCCACAAGGGAGUGAACCCUGGGCUGCAGGACCACAAUGGCAACACCCCUCUGCACCUCGCCUGUGAGCAGCAGCACCUGCACUGUGCCCAGCAGCUAUUGCAGGGCACAGCCCCACCAGAGGGUACAGCCCAGCCCCCUGGGUACCACCAGGACCUGCAGCUCCAGAACUGGCAAGGCUUGGCUUGUCUGCACAUCAGCACCUUGAAGGGGAACAUCCAGAUGAUGUCUCUGUUGCUGGAGAGUGGUGCCUACAUUGAUGUUCGAGAAGGCACAAGCGGGAAGACGCCGUUGCACCUGGCCGUGGAGUGUCGCAACCGCAAGGCUGUCCAGUUCCUGCUGCACAAUGGGGCCUACGUCGAUGCCCAGAUGUACAACGGCUGCACCCCGCUCCACCUGGCCGUGGGCCGCAAGGACACUGUCAUCGCUGCCAUCCUCUCGCACUCGGGGGCUGACACCCUGCUGAGGAACAUGGAGAACGAGACAGCGCAGGACCUGGCUGAUGGCAACGACGAUCUCCUCGCCUUGCUGCCCUUUGAUGACCUGAAGAUCUCGGGGAAGCCUGUUGUGUGCACUGAAUGAGCGGCUGGAUUCCUUUGGCCCGUCAAGAUGCCUCCUUGCUCUGAACUGCUGCCCACUGGGACCUUGCCUGCCUAUAAUUGAGUGGGAGCAGAGCCACUUUGGGAGACUUACCCUUUCUUCUCCUCUUUGGAAAAGUUUUGUUUGCCUCAGGCUGCCUUCCCAGGGGGAAGAAGGUGGCACUAUGAGCACUACAUGAAAGGCUUAAUUUUUAGUAUUUGUGCCUAGCAGCAGGACUGAAUUGCCCCUCCCUGCCAUCCAUUUGGUUUGUGGAGGUCUUCAGCUUGCACAGGGAAGGAAUAGGAGAGGACUCCUUUUCACGGUGGAUGAAGCACCCUCUGGCACCUGCAAAUACCAUCAGAAUAAGUGUGGGGUGAAGAGAGUAAUGCUCACUAAUAAAUGUUUGUUCUUGCUGUGGGUGCCUGAGGUCUCACAUGAUCUAACCUACUCCCUCACAGCAGUGGGAGGCUCAGCAUUACCAUGGGCACCCAACAUGUGAAGGCUGCAGGGGCUUCCCCGGCCUGCCUGCUCCUUUGGGUCCUUUGCA
Messenger RNA from Dryobates pubescens (Downy woodpecker), 1726 nucleotides. RefSeq names its product NFKB inhibitor epsilon (gene NFKBIE). Gene Ontology annotation, molecular function: protein binding. Bases 112 to 1182 code for a protein of 356 amino acids. Lineage: Eukaryota; Metazoa; Chordata; Aves; Piciformes; Picidae. The record is from RefSeq and is a predicted model, not a curated record. The transcript has 6 exons.